AUGGAUUGGUUUCAUUGCAACCAGUGUUUCCGAAAAGAUGGAACCCAUUUCUUUGUCACCAGCUGUGGCCAUAUUUUCUGUAAAAAAUGUGUAACUAUGGAGAAAUGUGCUAUUUGUGGAAUUCCUUGCAAACAUCUGGCUCUUUCUGACAAUUUGAAACCUCAGGAGAAGAUGUUCUUCAAAAGCCCUGUGGAGACAGCUGUGCAAUAUUUUAAUCAUAUUUCUCAGGUGUGGAGUUUCCAGAAGAAACAAACAGAUCUCCUCAUUGCCUUUUAUAAGCACAGAAUUACAAAGUUAGAAUUAGCCAUUCAGGAGGCACAGAAAACAGUGGCCGAUCAGGACAAAGAGCUGUCAAUCUUGAGAAAAGAGAAUGAAGAAAUGAAGAAACUUAUAGCUUUCCUAAAGGAAUCUCCAGGUCGGUACCAAGGAAGAAGGUUGACUACACCUCGGCCAGUAGGCAUUACUUCCCCAUCACAGUCAGUUACACCACGACCCAGUUCCCAGCAUAGUAGCCAGGUGGUGAGUCGGUCCUCCUCUGUGGAAUCUAUCCCUUCUAGAGUGCCUGGCUUUGGUACUAUGGGACAAGAAGGCCGAGUCCUGCAGGGAAGAAACACUCCCAGAGACUCUACUAUUGAAACUCCCUCGCCAGCUUCAGCCCACAACUUAUCUUAUAGAACUUCAACUGCCUCUUCUGGGCAGGGAACUUUUUGUUUGAGACCAUUUCUAAAUGGGGAGUCAGGACACACAAGAGUCCUUACCCCUAACAAUCCCGGUCACCGGGAGAACAGAACCCCUCUAGAGAGUUUUUCUGGCUUCCAACUACCAGUCAUGCAGACUCUUUACCAACAGAGACAAAUGGCAUCAGCCAGGGAGAGAGAAGCCUACACCACUUCCAGAUAGACCACCACCAAG
Messenger RNA from Octodon degus (degu), 912 nucleotides. RefSeq names its product ring finger protein 212B (gene Rnf212b). The record is from RefSeq and is a predicted model, not a curated record. Bases 1 to 900 code for a protein of 299 amino acids. NCBI's taxonomy places the organism in Eukaryota, Metazoa, Chordata, Mammalia, Rodentia, Octodontidae. Gene Ontology annotation, biological process: reciprocal meiotic recombination; homologous chromosome pairing at meiosis; protein sumoylation. The transcript has 14 exons. Gene Ontology annotation, molecular function: SUMO transferase activity. Gene Ontology annotation, cellular component: synaptonemal complex.